AUGGCAGAUGCUGAACCUCCCGGUAACAGUGAGCAUGGUGAAAAAUUAGAUGCUGGAACUUCCACGGGUAGAAUAAAACGUUUUUAUUGCCAGAAGUGUAUGAAAUAUGAUGGCUUUUCCCAUAUCUGUGAUACGGAUAAAGACGAAGAAGAAAUAGAUCCCGAAAGUCUCAUGAGAGCCUUCGACCCUACUUUUGAGGGAUAUUGGAAUAUUUCAUAUCGUGAUCAUAGAUGGAAGGCUUGGAGAAAUAGACGAGUCGUGCAAAAGCUUCAACAUGCAACGAAAUUUUUAUACUUCAUGGAGUUGCUACGAAAAGCAGGAGCAAAAUGGAAAACAACUACUACGGAAGCUACUACAAGUACUAACAUGGAAGAAGUUUCCAGACCUACUUCUACCAAAACUGCAACUACGAAUAUUCCUAUACGAAAGGAAGAGCCCAAAAUCCUGAAAUACUGGCACGAUUUCUUCUGUUUUUGGUUUGGUGAUGACGUUACGCAAUGGCCGGUUCGAUAUCGUUCUUUCACAAAUGUCGCUGUAUUGGCUAAAAGAGAUGAUGUCGUCACAACGGGUACUUCCACGGAUGAUGUAUUUGCAACAACCACCAUCGCUGAGAGAUUACGGGCACGGCAACAGUUAGAAGUACUACUAUAUGAUUAUCUUCAGUCUACUUCUGAGGAAACUAUUCCUUCUGCUCUCAUAAGAGAACAUGAAAAUACCUAUCAGCGUACUGCAACAAGACCUAAUCUGGCUCUGGACAAGGUCGAGGACGACCAUGUGACUCAGCUAAUCCUAGAACGGAAUCUCUGCGAUAUAUUCAAUAUGUGCCAUCCACUGUGUCCUCACAGAAGAUUGCAGACUAGCAAAGGAACAACCACAGCUGUUACUACUGCUGCUGCUACGGGUAGUGGUAUUACCAUUGAUUAUCUAAAGCAGCUUAGAGACGAGAUUUUUGGUCCCUCAGAUGAUGACCCAGUAGCUUAUUUUCCGAAGUCAUUUAUAGAGACCUACGGUGGCAUCAUCACGGAAGCUGCUUCUUCUUCCUCCUCCUCAGAAGACAUAGAAUUCCCAAUGUUGUGCAAAGAUGCAGCUACAAAUACUGGUAUUAUAGGAGCGAUUACACCUACUUCUUCAGCAGAUGAUGUGAUUGAACCUAUUGUAAAAAUCAUUUACAGUGUUCUAGAAUCGCCCAAAAAUGCAGCUACAAACACUGAUAUCACGGAAGAAUUUACAGCUACUACUUCCACAGAUGAACCUUCUUCAGUGUUCAGGAUUGGUAAAUGGCACAAAGAUGCAGAUACAAAUACUGCUAUAACUCCUGAGCCAGUUCUGGUUUCAACUAGUACUUCUACAGGUCCACCUACAGUUGCUACUGAGAUGGAUUUCCUACUACAGGGCCUUCUAGAAAUAGUAAAAAGUGUAUUUCCUGAUACUUCUGAGGAGUGCAUUCAGACAAUCGCUGAAGAUGCGGCUACAAGUACUGCGCAGAUACCAGAAGUACAGGAAACUCUUCCAAAAGUUGGAAGUGAUAUUUCCAUUGAAGUACGUACUGCUAAAGCUCUUUCGGAGUGGCAAGACUUAAUACGGUCACGAGGAGCUGAGUUACAUAGUGAAGAGCCAGUACAUAAGGAGCCUAGUAUUUGGAAUCGAAUCCAUCAGCAGUUAAUAUAUUUCCCGUCAGAUGUUACCAAAGAUGCUCGUGUUCUUGAAGAAACGGAGGACAGCGCUGUUUUGCGUUAUUUUGGCAUCAAAGGAAAAUUUGUAUCUAAAGAACCAGAUCCUGCAAUAGGACGUUGGAAAAGAAUGGCAUUCCAUGGAAAUCAACUUGGAAUUUUUGAUUCUUUACCAGGAAAACAGGAUGAGUUACUUUGCGAAGAAGAGGCUUGUUCAAGGAAGAAGUAUUCUGCGCCACAAGUAGAGACUUUCACAAACAAAGAGAGAAAAACUCUUAGAGAGGCAGUUCUUGAAGCAAAGAAAACUGAAAGUUUAAAAUGCGCCCAACACUCUCUGCUUCCUCCUGAUAGAGUAUUAGAAGAAGAACAGAAAAGAGAAGAACAGGAACAAAAAGAACGAAAUAAGGAAAUGAUAGAUGUACUUCUAAAACCUCUAGAAGAGGAGCCAAUUUGGGUAGGGUCACAAAUGGGAUAUCGGAUAUAUCCACAUGGUGUAUAUCAGAAGUCACGUGAUAAGCUACGAGAAGAGAUGAGAAUGCGUGAACGAUUUGAUGAGGCAUUUAUUACAGCAGAUAGGUUUCAAAGAUUAAGGUUAAAAUGUAAAGAAACUAAAAUUCCAUUAGAAGAGGAAAUGAAAAAAUAUGAGACGGAAACCCCACUAACACCACCCAUUGAGCCAUCUUACACAAAAGAAAAACGUGGGAAGUCAGAUCGUUGGUGGACUAUGAAGGAGGAACUCGAUCUCAUAUUUGCAGUCAUUGACCUUCAUGAUUUAAACCAUAUUUAUUACGAAACUCUGAAAGAAAGAUUUACUAUCUGUGACAUCAUUAAGCGAAUGGAUAUUCUGAUGCGUGACUGUCCUGUGAGACCAGUAAUGCAGAAUUUACCAUCAAAAAUAGUAAACAAGUUUCGAAGACGUAUUCUGGCUGAUCCGCACCUGCGGGAUAUGAUUGCCAGAGUGAGAAAUGAGGAUUCUUCAAACAGUUCACCAUCUAGUGAAUAAAAAUGUAAAAGUCAGUCAAAUGUAAAAGUUUUUUUUUUUUUUUUUUUUUUUUUCCAUUUCAAGGGGGUCUAUUGGUUUUUUUUCAAUAAACUGAUUGUAAAACUUAGGUA
This is a messenger RNA of Stegodyphus dumicola, 2783 nucleotides long. RefSeq lists its product as uncharacterized. NCBI's taxonomy places the organism in Eukaryota, Metazoa, Arthropoda, Arachnida, Araneae, Eresidae. The record is from RefSeq and is a predicted model, not a curated record.